CCAGCGGAAAGUGACAACAUAAAGAGACUGCAGACUCUUCGUCAAGCAUGUAGACAGCAGAGCGAUAAGCGAACGGAAUUAAAUUAUUUAAAGCAUUUGAUUGUUAACGAGAAAUACAAAAUGGUGUUCUGCUAUAUUCCUAAAAUCUCUUGUUCGCAAUGGAAAACUCUUUUUAUCACGCUGACUGGAAAGGUCAACGCCAGUUUAUUAAAUUUUGGCAAUGUCCAUACAAGAUAUAGAUCAAAAAUGACAUAUCUCGGUGAAUAUUCAAUUGAAAAGCGGCAUAGCAUUCUUCAGAAAUAUAAAAAAUACAUAGUUGUACGUAACCCAUUUGAAAGACUUCUUUCUGCAUUCAGAAAUAAAUUUGCAAAUAAAGUAAAUUAUUAUGAACCAAUAGCUAAAAAGAUUAUAAAACAGUACAGAUCAAAUGCGACAAAGGAAUCAGAUGACGUCACAUUUUUUGAAUUUGUUCAGUAUAUCACUGAUGGUAAAACGAGAUAUUACGACCCUCACUGGAAUAGAUACACGACACUCUGUCGUCCCUGUUUUGUUAAAUAUGACUUUGUUGGGAAAUACGAGACUAUAGCGAGAGAUGCUGAAUUUAUUUUGAGGGACUUUGGAGCACCCCCUGAAAUAAAAUUUCCGAAAAGAUCUGAAAAAUACCAAUCUGUGGAAACAAUCAAAACAUUCAACAAGUAUUAUUCACAGAUCCCUGCUGAGUAUAUAGCAAAAUUAUGGAAUAUAUAUAGGUUAGAUUUUGAAGCAUUUGGUUACUCAGUAUCAGACAACCUCAAUACCACAAAUAUGACCAAUUUUUCCUGCUGGAACGUUUUUACCCAUACCAGGUGUUUGGUGACCUCUUUCGAGAAAUCACGGAGGGCGAGCACCCGCAAGCGACCUGGCUGGUCAAAUAGUGGAGAAGAGGAGGAAGACGCUCUUUGCCUCUCCUUGAAACCCAACGCAGAGGAGCCGCUACUACAGCCAUUUCUCCGACCCAAAAGCUGA
This is a messenger RNA of Ylistrum balloti, 1005 nucleotides long. Its product is annotated as carbohydrate sulfotransferase 11-like. NCBI's taxonomy places the organism in Eukaryota, Metazoa, Mollusca, Bivalvia, Pectinida, Pectinidae. Gene Ontology annotation, cellular component: membrane. The transcript has 3 exons. Bases 121 to 1005 code for a protein of 294 amino acids. Gene Ontology annotation, biological process: carbohydrate biosynthetic process. The record is from RefSeq and is a predicted model, not a curated record. Gene Ontology annotation, molecular function: sulfotransferase activity.